This is a messenger RNA of Brugia pahangi, 708 nucleotides long. NCBI's taxonomy places the organism in Eukaryota, Metazoa, Nematoda, Chromadorea, Rhabditida, Onchocercidae. The record is from the annotation of a GenBank genome assembly.
AUGCAAAAUUUUAAUCUUGUGCAGUUGCAAGUUUACCAACAAGAUAUUCUUAAGGCCGAUAUUGCUGUGAAAAACCAUAUCGAAGGAAUUAGGCAGCAAAACUUCAUGUCAGAGAAAGAAAUAGCCCAAUGUACUCGAGACAUUAAGGAACAAAUGGCCAAACUUGCUCAUUUAAUUAAUGCCUUAGAGAAAUUCGCAAACAAGAUAAGUUUUCGAAAUGAUCGUAUCGAAUUAUUGACUCAAGUGAAAGAACAUCGGAAUGAAUUAGAAAAGAAUCGCCAAAUGCUUCGUCAAGCAAUUUUUGAAUUUUUGAAAGUCAUGGAAAAACAGUCGCGCAGCUAUUUAUUGCAAGGUGGUGAUGAUUCUCAGGACAUUGAAUUCAGAAACCGUAGAAGGCGUGCUGAAAACUUGAAAACACAAACUUUGAAAGCAACAGAAAGUCUUGCAUCACUGGUGACAAAAAUGAGCGAUCAGUUGAAGCUAUCCGAAGACACAACCUCAUCGUUAAUCCAUUCCUCAUUUCUUCUUAAAGACACAGAAUCUGAAUAUUCAUCGAUAGGCGUUCACAUACAAAGUGGUGGAAAGCUGAUAUCAAAGUAUGGCAGGCGAGAAUGCACAGACAAAAUUUUGAUAACUUUUGCCUUAUUUUUAUAUGUUGUUGUUAUAUUAUAUAUACUAAGAAAACGAGUACUUUCGAUUAUUUUUUGA